AUAAGAUACUACUUAGUAUAUAAACAAUGGAUGUGGAUUUAGUAAUGCAAACUGUCAAUAUGAAACUGCUAUUGGUUUUCGUUGGGUUGGCGGCGGCUGCUUCAGCGGAGUACGCGGGGAUCUGGAAGGAUUACCACGAGGAGUUCGGCAUUGCAGAAGCAGCGCGCAUCAAGCAAGCUGAGCAGUCUAUGGACUUCGAUGGCGCCAGGAUUGUCGGCGGAUCCGGUUCCAAUCUUGGACAGCAUCCACACUUGGGUGGUCUCAUCGUCGGCCUCACCAACGGCAGAGAGUCAGUGUGCGGCUCCUCCCUCCUCAGCAACACGCGGCUGGUGACGGCGGCGCACUGCUGGCGGCACGGCGGCAGCCAGGGCCGCACGGUGACCGUGGUGCUGGGCUCGCUGCGCCUCUUCAGCGGCGGCCACCGCGUCGCCAGCACCAACGUGCAGCUGCACGCCAGCUAUUCUGAGAGUACCCUCAACAAUGACAUCGCUAUCAUUGUCAUCGGCUGGGUCGGCUAUAGCAACAACAUCAGAAACAUCAACAUCGCCAGUGGCACUAACACGUUCGCAGGAAACACUGCCAUGGCCUCUGGGUUCGGCCGGCAAGGCGACAAUCAAGGAAUAACCCAGAAUCAAUCUCUAAGGCACGUGACGAUGCAGGUCAUCACCAACCAGGCGUGCGCUAACGUGUAUGGUAGCAGAGUGGUCGUCGCGUCUGUCAUCUGCACCGCCACGACUGGUGGUCGAGGGGUGUGCUCGGGCGACUCCGGCGGCCCACUGGACGUCGGCACUGGUGGCAACAGACAACUGAUUGGUGUAACAUCGUUCGUCCACGCCAGCGGUUGCGAGCGCGGGCAACCUGCUGGUUUCGCCCGAGUGUCUUCCUUCAACGCCUGGAUUCGUCAACGCCUUUAAAUAUUAUUUAAUGAUUAUUAUUAUGUACUUAUUAAUUAAUAAUGAACUUUCUCAAUUGCGCAAGUACCAACUUAGGUACUUAAUUAUUGUUUCUAGUCA
Messenger RNA from Maniola jurtina (meadow brown), 1013 nucleotides. RefSeq names its product collagenase-like. The record is from RefSeq and is a predicted model, not a curated record. Gene Ontology annotation, biological process: proteolysis. Lineage: Eukaryota; Metazoa; Arthropoda; Insecta; Lepidoptera; Nymphalidae. Gene Ontology annotation, molecular function: serine-type endopeptidase activity. Bases 27 to 914 code for a protein of 295 amino acids. The transcript is spliced from 5 exons.